This is a messenger RNA of Paraphaeosphaeria sporulosa, 1002 nucleotides long. RefSeq names its product NAD(P)-binding protein. The transcript has 3 exons. Gene Ontology annotation, biological process: cellular response to oxidative stress. Bases 1 to 1002 code for a protein of 333 amino acids. NCBI's taxonomy places the organism in Eukaryota, Fungi, Ascomycota, Dothideomycetes, Pleosporales, Didymosphaeriaceae. Gene Ontology annotation, cellular component: cytoplasm. Gene Ontology annotation, molecular function: zinc ion binding; quinone reductase (NADPH) activity. The record is from RefSeq and is a predicted model, not a curated record.
AUGGCGAGCCUCCCGAAAACAAUGAAGGGCGUGUGGAUCGAGAAGACAGGCGGCACCGAGGUCCUGCAGUAUAAGGAGGACAUUCCCGUGCCGGAGGUCAAGGAUGGGCAGGUGCUGGUUAAAAACGAGUUCAUUGGGAUCAACUACAUCGACACAUACUUCCGCUCUGGCGUUUACCCACUCCCCCACACGCCCUACAUCCUCGGCCGCGAGGGCGCCGGCACCAUCGCCGCGCUCGGCUCCAAUGUCCCCGAUGACUUGCAGUUGGGCACCAGGGUUGCGUACAUGGGACAGUGCGCGUACGCCGAGUACACGCCUGUCGACGCCAAGUUCACCGUCGCGAUUCCGGAUUCUGUAGACGCGAAGAUAGCAGCGGCGGCACUCCUCCAGGCGCUCACUGCCGUAACCCUGAUCCGUGAAGCGCACCCCGUGCAGAAGGGCGACUGGGUCCUCGUCACCGCGGCCGCGGGCGGAGUUGGGCUCUGGCUGUGCCAGCUGCUCAAGGCCGUGGGCGCGCGCACGAUUGCGGCCGCGAGUUCGCCUGAGAAGCGGGAGCUCGCGAAGAAGAACGGUGCCGAGGUGGUGGUGGACUACCACGAGGAGGACCGGGAGAAGUUCACGAAAGAGGUUAUUGAGAUUACAGGGGGCGAGGGCGUGGCCGCCGUGUUUGAUAGUGUUGGCAAGGCGACGUUCGAUAGCAGCUUAGCCGCUGUGAAGAGGAAGGGGAGCAUGGUGAGCUUUGGGAAUGCGAGUGGCCCUGUUACGGGAUUUGCGCUGGGACGGCUCUCGGCCAAGAACGUCAAACUUCUCCGCCCCACGCUGUUCAACUACGUCUACACGCGCGACGAGCUCAAGCAGUACGCCGCCGAGGUGUGGAAGUUCAUUGAGAAGGACGGGUUGAAUGUCGCGAUUCACGAUGUGUAUCCGCUCAAAGAUGUAGUCAGGGCGACGGAAGAUAUCCAGAGUCGGAAGACCACAGGGAAGCUGCUUCUGCGGCCUUGA